AUGAAGCUCCUUAGUAUACUUGCAGCCGCCGCGCUGUCAUUCAUUUUCGUUUCCGCGUCGGCGAUACCCGUACAAUCUCUCCGAACAGCAAGCGAUGAUCCGGUAUUCGAUGAUAAUUUCGCUGAUCCAGGAAUCUUCCAAGACGAAGACGGCACCUGGUAUGCUUUUGGGACGGCUGCAAAGAAUAAGCAAGUUCAGGUAGCCACAGGAGAGAGCUUCGAUGGACAGUGGAAUCUAUUGGGGGAUAUCGACGCCCUUCCUCACUCAGCAGCCUGGACUACUGGACGACACACUUGGGCCCCUGAUGUUCGUCGCGCACGUAACGGGAAAUAUGUUAUGUACUACAGUGGCGAGGUAGCUGAAGAUUCGGCUCACCAUUGCAUCGGUGCGGCAGUAGCAGACGCUGUCACCGGUCCGUAUAUACCAGAGGAGGAACCUUUUGCUUGCGACCUCUCAGCCGGUGGUUCUAUCGAUGCAUCUGGAUUCGAAGACGAGGACGGCAAACAAUAUGUCCUCUAUAAAAUCGACGGAAAUAGUGUCGGUAAUGGCGGAAGCUGCAGCAACACCAAGCAGCCGAUUGUACCAACGCCAAUCAUGCUCCAGGAAGUCGAAGAGGACGGUGUAACGAAAGUUGGCGAGCCUGUUGAAAUUUUCAACCGCAGCGACGAGGAUGGUCCAUUGGUAGAAGCGCCGAGCUUGUUACGCACGGAUAAUGGACUAUACAUCCUGUUCUUCAGCAGCGGUUGCUACUUGGAGCCAAGCUACAACGUGAACUACGCAACGUCGACGAGCCUGAAGGGGCCAUUUCAACGAGCACAGCGCCCGAUAAUAAAAUCAGGGGAGUACACGUUGCAGGCACCCGGCGGCGCCACUGCAGUACAUGUUGGGGAUAAAGUUGGGAUCGCUUUCCAUGCGGACUGUCAACAAGGGAGAUGCAUGCACACAUCCCACACGGUUGUCGAUGGCCGGGAAGUAAGGGUUCUGAUGUAG
This is a messenger RNA of Daldinia childiae, 990 nucleotides long. RefSeq lists its product as uncharacterized. The coding region runs from base 1 to 990 and encodes 329 amino acids. Gene Ontology annotation, biological process: carbohydrate metabolic process. Gene Ontology annotation, molecular function: hydrolase activity, hydrolyzing O-glycosyl compounds. NCBI's taxonomy places the organism in Eukaryota, Fungi, Ascomycota, Sordariomycetes, Xylariales, Hypoxylaceae. The record is from RefSeq and is a predicted model, not a curated record. The transcript has a single exon.